AUGUGCUUGGAGCCAGGCCAGGAGCAGGAGGUCGGGGGACAGCAGCUGGGUGGGAACGCACAAGGGAGCCGGAAGCUCCCCACUCUGCAGGGCGCUCUCGGUGCUCGCUCCCGGCAGUGCGUGCUGGUGCUGGGGCAGAGCCACGAGCCCGAGUUCGAUUACCUGAAGAGCCUGGAGAUCGAGGAGAAGAUCAACAAGAUCCGAUGGCUGCCGCAGCACAACGCUGCCUACUUCCUGCUCUCCACCAACGAUAAGACAGUGAAGCUGUGGAAGGUGAGCGAGCGGGACAAGCGCCCCGAGGGCUACAACCUCAAGGAUGAGGACGGGCGCCUGCGGGACCCCUCCAUGAUCACCACGCUGCGGGUGAGCACUGUCGCGUGCAGCCCGCAGGCACAUUCCUGGGCACUGUCACCCACAGACACAGCACGGCGCGGCUUUUCCCGUUCCCACCCCUACCACAUCAACUCCAUCUCCGUCAACAGCGACUAUGAGACCUACAUGUCAGCUGAUGACCUGCGCAUAAACCUGUGGAACUUCGAAAUCACCAACCAAAGCUUCAACAUCGUGGACAUCAAGCCAGCCAACAUGGAGGAGCUGACAGAGGUGAUCACGGCGGCCGAGUUCCACCCGCACCACUGCAAUGCCUUCGUCUACAGCAGCAGCAAGGGCACCAUCCGCCUGUGCGACAUGCGCGCGGCGGCGCUCUGCGACCGGCACGCCAAGUUUUUUGAGGAGCCCGAGGACCCAAGCAACCGCUCCUUCUUCUCCGAGAUCAUCUCCUCCAUCUCCGACGUGAAGUUCAGCCACAGUGGCAGGUACAUCCUGACCCGGGACUACCUCACGGUCAAGGUGUGGGACCUGAACAUGGAGAACCGGCCCAUGGAGACCUACCAGGUUCAUGACUACCUGCGCAGCAAGCUGUGCUCGCUCUACGAGAACGACUGCAUCUUUGACAAGUUCGAGUGCGUGUGGAACGGCUCUGACAGUGUCAUCAUGACCGGCUCCUACAACAACUUCUUCCGCAUGUUCGACCGCAACACCAAGCGCGACGUGACGCUGGAGGCCUCGCGGGAGAACAGCAAGCCCCGCGCCGUCCUCAAGCCCCGCAAGGUCUGCGUCGGCGGCAAGCGGCGGAAGGAUGAGAUCAGUGUGGACAGUCUGGACUUUAGCAAAAAGAUCCUGCACACAGCAUGGCACCCCACGGAGAACAUCAUCGCCGUGGCGGCCACCAACAACCUGUACAUAUUCCAGGACAAGGUCAACUAGGAGAAGCCAAGUCUUUAGGCAUCUCAUGUACUGAAUACUAGUAAACACAAGGUUUCAAAUG
This is a messenger RNA of Tinamus guttatus (white-throated tinamou), 1327 nucleotides long. The record is from RefSeq and is a predicted model, not a curated record. Lineage: Eukaryota; Metazoa; Chordata; Aves; Tinamiformes; Tinamidae.